This is a messenger RNA of Pristis pectinata (smalltooth sawfish), 7243 nucleotides long. RefSeq names its product dipeptidyl-peptidase 6a (gene dpp6a). The record is from RefSeq and is a predicted model, not a curated record. Bases 300 to 2717 code for a protein of 805 amino acids. Lineage: Eukaryota; Metazoa; Chordata; Chondrichthyes; Rhinopristiformes; Pristidae. The transcript has 26 exons. Gene Ontology annotation, molecular function: serine-type peptidase activity; dipeptidyl-peptidase activity. Gene Ontology annotation, biological process: proteolysis.
UUGUCUCUGAAGCUUUGACUGCCCAGUGCCGGUUGCCAGGCAGUUCUCAGUUGCUGUGACGACUGCAGUGGCUGUAGCUUAUUCAGGAGCAGAAGAUUCUUAACCUUCCAAUCUGCAUCAUCCUCUCUUCACUGAAGACUGUCGGACUGUUUGCUUCUCUGCUUCUUUCUGCCUCUUUGUUUUCUGUCGCUGUUUUCACUGCUUCCUUUAAAUGCUCUUGACUGCUGCGAGGACAGGGAUCCCUCUCUCCUCAGCCGCUCACAUCCUGACACCUCUGCGGUGGGUGCGAGUUGGGGAACAUGACCUCUGCAAAGGAAGGGGCUGCUUCAGGAAAAGGGGUCCCGCAACAGGAACAGGAGCUGGUUGGGAGUAACCCUCCACAGAGGAACUGGAAAGGGAUAGCAAUUGCACUGCUGGUUAUUCUAGUCAUCUGCUCUCUGAUUGUAACCUCGGUUAUCCUCCUCACUCCAGUCGAAGACAACAGCCUGGCGUUAAAGGCAAAGGUCACCAUUGACGAUCUCUUCACUGAAGAAUUCAAGGUUCACGAUGUGGAGGCUAAGUGGAUCAGCGAUACCGAGCUGCUGUAUCGCACCUGGGAUGGAAACCUGGAGAGGCUGAACGUGGAAACCAUGGGCACAACUCUUCUGAUGACAAACCGGAAAUUUCAAGAAUUUAAAGUCAGCAGAUAUGAAGUAUCACCAGACAUGAAGUUUGUUCUGCUUGCGUAUGACAUUGAACAGACUCACCGCCAUUCCUUCACUGCCCAAUACACACUGUGUAAUCUACACACAUGGGAACAUCUCGCUUUGAACCCACCAGAGGUUAAGAAUGCACGGUUGCAGUAUGCAGGCUGGGGUGUCCAAGGUCAACAACUGAUUUUCAUUUUUGAGAACAACAUCUUCUACCAGCUGAACGUUAAUAGCCGAGCCAUACGUCUGGUCGCGACUGGGAAGGAGGGGGUCAUUUUCAAUGGCCUGAGUGACUGGCUAUAUGAAGAGGAGCUCCUGAGAACUAAUGUUGCUCACUGGUGGUCUCCAGAUGGUGCCCGGCUGGCCUACGCCACAAUCAAUGACUCAAGGGUCCCCACCAUGGAAAUCCCAAUGUACCUCAACUCCUUGUAUCCGACUGGAAGGGUGUACCCUUAUCCAAAGGCUGGCCAGGAGAAUCCGACCGUCUCCCUCUAUGUGGUGAAUUUAAAUGGGCCUACACACACGCGCGAGAUGGUCCCACCGGAUGACACAAGAAUGAAGGAAUAUUAUGUUACCAUGGUAACAUGGGCCAGCAGCACCAAAUUAGCAGUGAACUGGCUGAACAGGCCCCAGAAUGUUUCCAUCCUGACCUUAUGUGAGGCAACAACAGGUAUUUGCACAAAGAAACAUGAGGAUGAAAGUGAAAGCUGGCUGUCUAGACAGAAUGAAGCCCCUUUGUUCUCCAAAGAUGGAAGGAAGUUUUUUUUCAUCCGCCCCAAUCCACAGGGAGGCCGAGGAAAGUUCUACCACAUCGCGAUGUCAUCUGCUCAAGUUAACAAUAGUAUCGAUAACUUGCAGUCCAUCACCUCUGGUAACUGGGAUGUGACGCAGAUUCUGACAUACGACGAACUUCAUCAAAAAAUUUACUUUCUGAGCACAGAGGACUCUCCCUUGCGUCGACAAUUGUACAGUGCGGAAACCAGCGGAACGUUUAACCGGCGCUGUCUGUCCUGUGACCUGAUCCCUAACUGUACGUCCUUCAGUGCUUCAUUUAGCCACAACAUGCGCUACUUUUUGUUGUACUGCAAAGGUCCAGGAGUUCCAAGAGUCACAGUUCACAGCACCAGUGAUAGACACGAAUAUUUUGUACUGGAGAAAAAUGAGAAGGUCUACAAUGCUACUGAGAGCAAGCAAAUGCCCAAGAUAGAGUACAGAGAUGUUCAGAUAAAGGAUUACACACUCAAAAUGCAAAUUAUGAAGCCAGCAGGAUUCUCAGAGUUGUCACAAUACCCUUUGUUACUUAUUGUCGGUGACAGUCCUGGUACCCAGAUUGUCACAGAGCAGUUCCAAGUAGAUUGGACAACUAUCCUUGUUAGUUCAUUCGACGCUAUUGUUGUUAAGUUCGAUGGGCGCGGCAGUGGUUUCCAAGGCACCAAACUCUUGUAUGAAAUAAAGGGAAAAUUGGGAACUGUGGAAGAAAAGGAUCAGACAGAUGCUUUGAAGAUCCUCUUGAAAGAACCUUACGUUGAUGCAACCAGAGUUGGAGUUUUUGGGCAGGCUUAUGGCGGUUAUCUGACUUUGAUGCUACUUACAACAGAAAACGACUUGGACAAAAAAAAUGCCUUGUUCAAGUGUGGAAUUGCACUUUCACCAAUCACAGACUUUAAACUCUACGCAUCUGCGUUCUCGGAGCGUUAUCUGGGCAUGCUCAGCAGAACUGAAAGAGGUUAUGGGGUGUCAGAGGUUACAUAUCGGGUGCUACGGCUGCGAGAGGAAGAGUUAUUGUUAAUCCACGGGACUGCAGACGAAACUGUCCACUUCCAGCAUACGGCAGACCUAAUAACCCACUUAAUCAAUGCAAAAGCUAACUAUUCUUUGCAGAUAUACCCAGAUGAGGGCCACUUCAUGGAGAAAGCAUCAGUCAAACAGCACCUGCACAAAUCCAUUGUCCGGUUUUUCGAGAAAUGCUUCACUAUCCCUGACAAGACUCCCUUAAAAACAGAAGUGGAGGAGGAAGAGGAUGAUUAAACUUUUUGAGCUGGGUGCCAAGCACAAGACAUCUCUUUUAUAGAUACAACUGAUUUUCAUUUUCCAAUACAGUGUUAUGUUAGCAUGUUACAAAGACUGAGGGCAGCUUCACUGAUGUCACAGCUUCGUCAUUGGAAGAGCCUCCAGCAUGAGAAUCAAAGUCGGAGUGUUGAGUGUUCCAGUGUAACUGACAUCCCCCAACACCCCACCCUCCCCACCGACCAAAUAAAAACAAGUGCUGUCAAUUUCUGUAAUUCCUCAUGUGAUGGGACGUAAGAAAAUUACCCCUAUUGGAUGGCUGAGGAGAGACUCAGCAGGUGCGAGGUCGGGUAGAGCAAGAGUUGCCCACACGUUCAAUGAGUGAUUUGUCAGGUCCACCCAGAAGUCAGCAGCAACGGCAGCAACGCCUGAUACAUCAGCAAAUGGUCUUGUUAUUCAUGGCAUGAGGCGGGAAGCAAACUGCGCUAGCAGUUUUAUAGCACAACAGCGGCAAAGUGUUUCAAUGUGUAGGGCAACUUCCAUCAUUUGUAUUUCAGGAUGUCCAACUUCCCCAUUCAGCCAGUAGCAUCCUCAGGGGUCUGAGCUGAAGGCUGACACAGCACCCGCCUGAUUGUGCCAACCAAUCCUUUCCUUUGUACCUUGCCUCUGUCCCCAUCUUCAAGGUAUUGACCAGGCCAUGGGAACUUGCAAUGAUCCAUCUAUUACCUCUGUUCAUGAGGUAGGCCAUCCCUAUCAUGGCAGAUAAUGAAAGUUCUGCUUUGAAUCCCAAACCUCUGAUCGGUGAUCUUGCCUGAAUGAACUGAACUGCCAUCUCUCCUUCUUUGGAAAUGGUUGUCCCCUCCUUUGUCCUGUUCACUUUCAUUGCAGCUCCGGUUCAACCUGUCUCAGCAGUAACAAUGAAACCCAGCUCCAGCUCACGGUUGUUGCUUCGUUUGCCACUACUUAAAUGAAUGUACAUCCCAGUUGCCGCCAAUAACACGACAGGACUCCAAAUGCACUUCUUAUGUACCUCUGUGUCAGUUCUCUUUAAGGUCAUCCGUGCUUGGGAAGGCAGCACUCCAUCUCUGCACGGUUGCAACAUGCUUUAGUGUGCAGUGGGAGUGGACGUGUUUUAUUUCUUUGCGCUGUAGCCUCAUGGUUGCUUUCUCCUCCUUCAUGCUGCCUCACUGACGUGUGUAUCAUUCUUUGGUAGCAUUUCUUUAAUCCUCUGAGCACCGUCUAUAAAUCACAUUGCGACAACUUGCAUGCUCUGUUCAUUUCACAGCUCUGUUGAUCCUGUGAAACUAAGAUGCCGGAACCUGGAGAAAAGUUACCUCCAGUUCCCACAGGUGAUUUUGCUGCUGCAAAAUACAAUUUAGUGUUAAAUAUUUAAUAACCAGACAAAAUGGACAACAGUAUCCAAAGUGUUUAUAAGUGUUCUUAAAGAAAAUAUAAAAAAUAUACAAAACUUCCUCACGUAAGCUUCAAUAAUCCUACCAUACAUAAGAUAAGAUAUCUUUAUUAGUCACAUGUACAUCAAAACAGUGAAAUGUAUCUUUUGCGCAGUGUUCUAGGGAAAGCCCCCAAGUGUCGCCACGCUUCCGGCGCCAACGUAGCAUGCCCACAACUUCCUAACCUGUACGUCUUUAGAAUGUGGGGGGAAACCAGAGCACCUGGAGGAAACCCACGCAGACACGGGGAGAUUAUGGUCCACCUCGUCCGUGCUGACCAUAAUGCAGAUCAACAUUAAUCCCAUUUGCCUGCAUUAGGCCCGUAUCCCUCUACUCCUUUCCUAUCCAAGUACCUGUCCAAACACCUUUUAAAUGCUGUAACUGUAUCUGCCUCUACCACCUCCUCUGGCAGCUCGUUCCAAAUAUCCACCACCCUCUGUGUGAAGCACUUGACCCUCAGGUCUCCUUUAAAUCUCUCCCCUCUCACCUUAAACCUAUGCCCUCUAGUUCUGGAUUCCCCUGUCCUGGGAAAAUGACUCUAUCUAUGCCUCUCUUAUCCUUAUAAAUCUCUAAAAUGCCACCCCUCAGCCUCCUACAUUCCAGUUAGAAUAAACCCGACCUAUUCAGUCUCUCCCUAUAAUGACAGCCGUCCAUUCCAGGCUACGCCCUGGUGAAUCUCUUCUGCACUCUUUCUAUUGCUACCAUAUUCUUCCUGUGGCGUGGUGACCAGAACUGUACACAAUACUCUAGAGUGCAGUCUAACCAAUGUUUUGUACAACUGCAACAUGACAUCCCAACUCUUACACUCAAUGCCUCAGCCUAUGUAGGCAAGCAUAGCAAAUGUCUUUUUCAUUACCCUAUCCAACUGUGUUGCCACUUUCAGCGAGCUGUAGAUUUGCAUCCCAAGGUCUCUUGGUACAUCAACACAAGGUUUUGAUGUUGUUCUUAACAUUUGGUUUAUGUACUCUGACAAGGGAAAAGGGGUUGCAAAAUCUUGUCCUUUAGUUUAGUGCUCAGAGGAUUAAGAAUGCAGACAUUUCCUUUAAUAUCACCUCCUUGGAUGUUUCAAAUAUUUUGCCCAUUGAUGUAGCAACUGCCUAAUUUUGCAAAUUUGCACAGCUGACAGGGAGCUGAAAUCUUACCCUUUUACUCAAAUCCCCCUCACUUGAGAAGGUUAUAAAGACAUUGUUGCAAAUUUACUUUGAACAGCAGGUAGAUUUAUAAGGAGAUAUAUUUGGUUAAGAAUAAAAAGAACACAUAAAAAUUGAAAAGAGCAGUGAAAAUUUGAAAGGCAAUUUCUAUUCUGGGAAAUUGCAAAGAAUGGGUUUGUAUCCCUUUGGGUUUCAAAGAUUGAGCGGUGACCUAGCUGAUUGUGUUCAGAGAUGUUGAGCGAGGAAUUUCCUCUGGUGGGCAUGAGGAGAAUGCAGAAGGGGGAAGCAAAGCUUUAAGUUAAAGCCAGGCUAUUCAGAAGUGAUGUGGGAAAACGAAAACUCCAAGGAUCUGGAAUUGAGUGACUGUAAGGAUGUUGGAACAGAAUCAAUCAGUGCCUUCAAAAGGGAGUUGGAAGGACACAAGGGGGAAAUUCAUUUAUACUUACACUGAUUCAGAAGGGGGCCUUUCAGCCCAUCAGAUCCAUGCCAGCUCUCAGCAGAGCUAUCCCAUUAGUCGCAUUCUCCCUCUACUUAUUUCCCUGUACCCCUGAAACUUAUUCUCACACAUGCUCAUAAACUCCCUUUUGAUUCUUCUUGACAUGAGUCCACAUUAAGGGAUAGUUUGGGGUGGAAAUUAACCUACCAACAUGUCUUAGGGAUGUGGGAGCAAACCAGAGCGUCUGGGGGAAACCCACAUGCUCAUGGGGAGAACGUGCAAACUCCAUGCCGAAUGUCAGAUCCAACCCCAGAUCCCUGAAGCUGUGAGGCAGCAGCACUAACUGCUGUGCCUCUGUGUUACCCAACUUGCAGGUCUAAAAGCGAAGAAGGAAAUGGGACUCAAUAGACUGCUCUCUGGAGGGCCAGCAAGGAUUUUGUUGUCCUAAUGUCCCCCUGGCCAUACUGUUCUCUGCCUCAAGGCCUGUGCAAGGGUGUCAGCAGAUGUCUGCACUCAAUCCCACAUGGCCUGUUCAAUUGACCACAUCUGCCAUGUGAGUACAACUGAUGGCCGAUAUGUUUACAGGUACUUAGCGCUCAAAGGCAAAUUUCUCCGCCGCCCCCCUGCCCCUCUUAAGGUUGAUAACAACCUUCUGCAGGGGUGCACACAUUUGGAGGCAAACAAGGGCCCAUCCGUGUCUCAGUUCCCCCCCUCGCCUCACCAUUCAGAACCUUUUGUGUAACAGAUAGAUAUUAGAGCGGGAUAAAAUGUCGGCACAACAUGAUGGGCUGAAGAGCCUGUACUGUGCUGUAAUGUUCUAUGUUCUAAUAGGUUAUGGGUGCACGCACAUGGUUGCUGUCAAUAAUAUGGGCACACACACAUACACACACACACACACACACACACACACACCACAAAGCUGUUCGGUUUCAAAUCCCACGCACAACCCUAGUUCAGUGCCUCCCCUUUACAGCACCUGGCUACUUCUUAAACCAGUCUUGGCCUCAACAACCCCUCCCAUCAACCUUCUGUGGUUCCUGAGCACUCCCGGCAUACAGAAACCCCUUCAAUUGAUGAUGAUGAACCCUCCCCCCUUUACCCCUAAAUACCAGCACUCUCGUAUGUGGCAUUCAAGAUAAUAUCCCUGAAUAUUCACCGACUGUUUCUUCAGCAUGGUGACCACAGGUGUGUGGGAUUGAAGAGGAAGAUGGAGCCAGACCGUCAAAGUACUAACAAAAAUCCGUCACUGUUCUUGUAGUUACCAUCAAAAUGCUAACGUUACCAUUGGAACACCAUCCCUGUGCUCUAACUUUAUAGUUCAGCUACACUCACAUUAGGAACUCAUUAUAAAACCUUGCUGUCUAAGUAUCAAUAACUAUACUAUAGAUGCGUUUAUACCAUUGCUUUAAGCAUCUCAUUUUAAUCAAUGCUCUGUAUGUAAAACUGUCUCACUGUACUCAGUGAGUUGAAGAUAUCAUUUCCUACCAAACUUAAUAAAUAAACGAUAUU